GAGGAAGGGAUCCGAUAUGCUUGUGCUGGCGGCGUUUGCGCUCUUAUGCUGCGAGGGCAGCGCAGCAUUCAUGGCGUCUUCCUUCAUUCAACGACUUCGAACCUCUUCUGUCCGUCCAAUCCAGCUACUGAGGACUCAGAUGCAUCCUCAUCGGCUGUCAACAUGGCGUUCAAGCUCAAGAAGAGCCCACAUCACUAGCAUGGCAAGGACGUUUGAGUUCGUGCCAUAUGGACAGAAGUUUGAGUCCGACAAGAAGAGUAUCUGUGUGGAUGGUCUUGUCCCUGGCACGAGCUUGCAGCUCACACACUGGAACGGCAAUGAGACACCCAAGGAAUACAAGGCCGAUCUCUCUACGGAUAUUGUCUUGAAAUUCAUCCAUGCAGAGUUGGGCUCAGAGAAAAACAAGUGGAAUGAUGCCGUGGUCUUGAACAACCACUUCGACACAGACGGGCUCCUUUCGGUUUGGAUUAUGCUGAAUCCAGAGGCAGCGAUGAAGUACGAGCGAAGAAUGGUGGAUGCAGCAGCGGCUGGAGAUUUUGACGAAUGGGGAUUGUCAGAUUGGGGCCUGCAGCUUGAUCUUGCUUUCUCGAAGCUUGCAUCACAAUGCGAUGGUGACAAACAGGCAUAUGAGAAGCUUUUACCCAUGGUUGAGGACAUAUUGGUCAACGUUGACGAUCGUGAGGAGCUUUGGAAGGAAGAGCUUGAUGAGAUGUACAAGAUCUUUGACAUGGUUUGCGAUGACAAGAUCGUGACUACCCGAGUUUUCGACGAGAGGUCCAA
Messenger RNA from Guillardia theta CCMP2712, 780 nucleotides. RefSeq lists its product as hypothetical. The transcript has 3 exons. The record is from RefSeq and is a predicted model, not a curated record. The annotation marks the transcript as partial. Lineage: Eukaryota; Cryptophyceae; Pyrenomonadales; Geminigeraceae.